Messenger RNA from Rotaria sordida, 351 nucleotides. Lineage: Eukaryota; Metazoa; Rotifera; Eurotatoria; Philodinida; Philodinidae. The record is from the annotation of a GenBank genome assembly.
AUGUUGGGUUCUGCAGCAAAUGCUUUGAUGCAAGGUUCGCAAAAUUAUCAAGGCUUUGCAAAAAUUGGUGAAGUUUUACAUUUAGACGGACCUCGCAUUUCUUUAGAAGCAUUAUCCACAGCGGUAAGUCAUCUCCAACGUCGUCAUCCUGUUCUUCGUAGUCGUCUUCAGAUUAAUCCUGAAAAGCCAAACAGUUACCUUCUCGAAGAAGAUGAUACACUUCAGCUUAAAAUUCGAGAAAUCUCUCGAAAACGUGCCGAUCAUCUGACAUAUUGGCGUCGAGAAUGGCGAGAGCGAGAAAAAGAAACAGUUGCCAUCGGUGAAGGACUUGCCGAAUUUUGGCUAUUGUAG